AUGCCAAAAGCGUCAACCGAUGACGAGUCCGUUUAUUCAUUCGUCAAUUCACAACCUUCGUUCGUUCUUAUUCAUAUACAUACCGAAAAACAAAAGAAAAAGCAAAGUCGAUUAUGUUCCCUAAUCAACAGUAUCCACCAACCACCAUACAAUCCUAGUGGAGCGUAUCCACAACAACAACCACCAUUUGGUAACACGCCAUCGUACGGUAUUGCAGCGGGCUUAGGAGGAGGUUUUCAGCAAAACAUGUCGACACCCUACGGUGGUAAUCAAGGCGGCUACGGAGCAAAUCCUUAUGGACAAGGAUCAAAUCAGCCAGGAGCAAAUCCUUAUGGGCAAGGAUCAAACCAACCAGGAGGAAAUCCUUAUGGACCAGGAUCAAAUCAAUCAGGAGCCAAUCCUUAUGGACAGGGACCCAAUCAGCAGGGAGGAAAUCCGUACGGGCAAGGAUCAAAUCCCUAUGGACAAGGACCGAAUCAGCAAGGGGGUAGUCCGUAUGGCCAGAGCAAUUUUGGUAUGCCAAGUGGACAAGCUGGUUCUGGUUAUCCUUCUUCCGGUCAAUCAUCAUUCGGCAAUAGCCCAUACAACCAAAAUCCCGGUUAUUCAGGUAGUGGUCAUCCGCCUUCACAAGGCGGCGGAUACCCAGGUCAACAAGCACCAUAUCCAUCGCAAGGCGGCUAUCCUGCCGGUCCACAAGGUGGUGGUUUUGGCGGACAAGGCUCGGGUCCUAAUGCAGGCGGAUUUAUGUCGAACGAUCAGCGAAUGCAACGGUUGAAUCAAGUUAUUCAGCAGUACGAAAUUAAUCAACAAUUUGCUUCUCGUUUACAAGCACUUGGUAAUUGCGAAAUUGUUAUCGUAUGUGAUGACUCGGGUAGUAUGAACACACCGCUUCAGAAUAGCAACCAAACGCGAUGGGAUGAAUUGAAAUCACUCGUCAUGAUUGUCACUGACAUUUGUGCAGUGAUGGAUUCCAAUGGUGUUGAUGUUUAUUUCUUGAAUCGUGACCCUGCACUUAAUAUCACUAAUCCACAAAAUAUGCGCCAUGUGUUUAAUUCACCUCCGCAAGGUCUAACACCAUUGGUGCCAGCAUUACGAAGAGUUCUUGCCGCGAAACGCAAUCAAACAUUUGAAAAGAAACUUUUAAUUCUUGUUGCUACCGACGGUGCACCGACCAAUGAACAGGGCCAAGUAGAUAUCGGUUCAUUAGAAGCUCUUCUCCGUAAUGAACGUACUCCACAAACCUAUGUAACAUUCUUAGCGUGUACUGAUGACUUGGACGCUGUUAACUAUCUAUCAAAUUGGGAUAAAACAAUGCCCAACAUAGACGUGAUCGAUGAUUAUCGCUCGGAACGUGCUGAAAUUCAACGAACACGUGGAGCUAAUUUCCCAUUUUCUUUUGGUGAUUACAUUGUCAAAGCUCUACUGGGUUCAAUUGACCCUUGGUUCGAUGCACUGGAUGAACGUGCUUAA
This is a messenger RNA of Adineta ricciae, 1470 nucleotides long. The record is from the annotation of a GenBank genome assembly. Lineage: Eukaryota; Metazoa; Rotifera; Eurotatoria; Adinetida; Adinetidae.